UUAUAUUCAGAUAUCAUUCGUAAGCCGGUCUUCGUGGCGUGUAGUUCGACAGUUCUCUUCACUUUUUUUAAAACAGUUCAAAAAACCAAAUCCAAAGCAAAAUGUCUGCUGUAUUCAAGUGCAUCCUUGGUCUCUUCGUUGUGCUGUGCUUCGUGCAGUUCAUUGAGAUGGCCCGCGUUCCUCGCGAUGACGCCGCCGUUCAGGACCCCGGUGCUGAUCUGAUCAACAACUUGCAGAACCUGGUUGGUGAUGUUGUGAACAAGCUCAAGACCGCUGUGGAGAGCGAACAAGUGAAGGUGAGCAAAAUAUGUGGUUUUCUGUUUUUUUUAUUAGCUAGAAAUUUUCUUAAGGUACCAAAUUUUAUUUCUUUAUUUGUAAAAAAAGUUCUAGUUCGCAGUAAAAAAUAA
Bactrocera tryoni is the source of this 407-nucleotide messenger RNA. RefSeq lists its product as uncharacterized. Lineage: Eukaryota; Metazoa; Arthropoda; Insecta; Diptera; Tephritidae. The transcript has 2 exons. The coding region runs from base 102 to 407 and encodes 101 amino acids. The record is from RefSeq and is a predicted model, not a curated record.